Messenger RNA from Phodopus roborovskii (desert hamster), 1151 nucleotides. RefSeq names its product 5-hydroxytryptamine receptor 5A (gene Htr5a). The coding region runs from base 1 to 1074 and encodes 357 amino acids. The transcript is spliced from 2 exons. NCBI's taxonomy places the organism in Eukaryota, Metazoa, Chordata, Mammalia, Rodentia, Cricetidae. Gene Ontology annotation, molecular function: G protein-coupled serotonin receptor activity; neurotransmitter receptor activity. Gene Ontology annotation, cellular component: plasma membrane; dendrite. Gene Ontology annotation, biological process: G protein-coupled receptor signaling pathway, coupled to cyclic nucleotide second messenger; chemical synaptic transmission. The record is from RefSeq and is a predicted model, not a curated record.
AUGGAUCUGACUGUAAACUUGACCUCCUUUCCCCUCUCCACUCCCUCCUCUUUGGAACCCAACCGCAGCCUGGGCACAGAAGACCUGCGCUCUAGUCGGCCCUUUCUCUCAGUUUUCCGAGUGCUGGUCCUGACCUUGUUGGGCUUUCUAGCCGUGGCCACAUUCACUUGGAACCUUCUGGUACUGGCCACCAUCCUCAGGGUACGCACCUUCCACCGCGUGCCACACAACCUGGUGGCGUCUAUGGCCAUCUCAGAUGUGCUGGUGGCUGCGCUGGUCAUGCCACUGAGCCUGGUGCAUGAACUGUCCGGACGCCGCUGGCAGCUGGGCAGGCGCCUGUGCCAGCUGUGGAUCGCAUGUGACGUGCUCUGCUGCACAGCCAGCAUCUGGAAUGUGACAGCCAUAGCCUUGGAUCGCUACUGGUCUAUCACACGCCACCUGGAGUACACACUCCGUGCCCGAAAGCGCACCUCCAACGUGAUGAUCGUGCUCACCUGGGCACUCUCUGCUGUCAUCUCUCUGACCCCGCUGCUCUUCGGCUGGGGAGAGACAUACUCUGAACUCAGCGAGGAGUGCCAGGUCAGUCGUGAACCUUCCUACACCGUGUUCUCUACGGUGGGCGCCUUCUACCUGCCGCUGUGCGUGGUGCUCUUCGUGUACUGGAAGAUUUACAAGGCUGCGAAGUUCCGCGUGGGUUCUAGGAAGACCAACAGCGUCUCCCCCGUUCCCGAAGCUGUGGAGGUGAAGGAUGCUACACAACAACCCCAGAUGGUGUUCACUGUCCGCCAUGCCACCGUUACCUUCCAGACAGUAGGGGAUACAUGGCGGGAGCAGAAGGAGCAGAGGGCAGCCCUCAUGGUGGGCAUCCUAAUCGGGGUGUUUGUGCUCUGCUGGUUUCCAUUCUUUGUCACCGAGCUCAUCAGUCCCCUGUGCUCCUGGGACAUCCCUGCCAUCUGGAAGAGCAUCUUCCUGUGGUUGGGAUAUUCCAACUCCUUCUUCAACCCACUCAUCUACACAGCCUUCAACAGGAGCUACAGCAGUGCUUUCAAGGUCUUCUUCUCUAAGCAACAGUGAGGGGCCGUAUGGGAAUGCCUUCUCCCCAUAGCUCAGUGGACUGUCCUGUCCCAUGAACCUCUGCAGCCAGCCCAGCA